GUUAUUGUGUGUGUUUGUUUUCCUGGACUGGUGCCUGGGGUUCCUACUGCUGCAUUAAUCUCUCUCUCUCUCUCUCCAUCCUGCAACGAAAACAUCCCCAAUUGUACCUGUGCAACGGCAGACAAAUCAUAGAUGGACCAGUCUGCACCGUCUUGCUUGCUUGCCACCUUGACACGUCCUCACUCUGAACAGCUACUACAGGGCCUUCAGCUACUCCGGGAACAUCGAGAACUAUGUGACAUUGUUCUUCGAGUAGGUGAUGCCAAAAUACAUGCCCAUAAGGUGGUCCUUGCCAGCAUAAGCCCAUACUUCAAAGCCAUGUUCACUGGCAGCCUGUCGGAGAAAGAGAACUCCGAGGUGGAGUUUCAGUGUAUUGAUGAAUCUGCUUUGCAAGCUAUUGUGGAGUAUGCUUACACAGGAACUGUCUUCAUUUCUCAGGAGACUGUGGAAUCUUUGCUGCCAGCUGCCAACCUUCUCCAGGUCAAGUUGGUCCUGAAAGAGUGCUGCGCCUUCCUGGAGAGUCAGCUGGAUGCAGGAAAUUGUAUUGGGAUCUCUCGCUUUGCAGAGACUUAUGGCUGCAAUGACCUCUAUUUGGCUGCCACUAAAUUCAUUUGCCAGAACUUUGAGGAUGUCUGCCAGACUGAAGAGUUUUUUGAGCUAACGAGGUCCGAGUUGGAUGACAUAAUUUCCAAUGACUGCCUCAAUGUUGUUACUGAGGAAACAGUCUUCUAUGCACUGGAGUCCUGGAUUAAAUAUGAUGUUCAGGAGAGACAGAAGUAUCUAGCCCAGUUAUUGCACUGUGUUCGUUUGCCCCUUCUCAGCGUGAAAUUCCUGACGCGGCUAUAUGAAGCCAACCACCUCAUUCGGGACGAUCAUGCAUGCAAGCAUUUACUAAAUGAAGCCCUUAAGUAUCACUUCAUGCCAGAGCAUCGACUGUCUUAUCAGACUGUUCUGUCCACCAGACCACGCUGUGCCCCAAAAGUACUCUGUGCUGUCGGUGGUAAAGCUGGGCUGUUUGCUACACUUGAAAGUAUGGAAAUGUACUUCCCCCAAACUGACUCCUGGAUAGGAGUGGCUCCCCUAAGUGUCCCUCGCUAUGAAUUUGGAAUUGCUGUACUGGAUCAGAAAGUAUAUGUUGUGGGAGGAAUUGCUACACACAUGAGACAAGGUGUUAACUAUCGACGACAUGAGAACAGUGUGGAGAGUUGGAAUCCAGACACCAACACAUGGAUACCGGUGGAAAGAAUGACUGAGAGUCGUAGCACUCUGGGAGUAGUAGUACUAGCUGGAGAACUAUAUGCCCUAGGAGGGUAUGAUGGCCAAUAUUACUUACAGUCUGUGGAGAAGUACAUUCCUAAGGUGAAAGAGUGGCAGCCAGUUGCUCCCAUGAUUAAUUCACGCAGCUGUUUUGCUACAGCUGUACUGGAUGGAAUGAUGUAUGCAAUUGGUGGUUAUGGACCUGCACACAUGAACAGUGUGGAGCGGUAUGACCCCAGCAGAGAUUCAUGGGAAAUGGUGGCACCAAUGGCAGAUAAAAGGAUAAACUUUGGUGUUGGUGUAAUGCUUGGAUUUAUAUUUGUUGUUGGUGGUCACAACGGCGUUUCACAUUUAUCUAGUAUUGAAAGGUAUGAUCCCCAUCAGAAUCAGUGGACUGUGUGCAGACCAAUGAAUGAUCCUAGAACUGGUGUUGGUGCUGCUGUCAUUGAUAACUACCUCUAUGUGGUUGGAGGUCAUUCUGGAUCGUCAUACUUAAAUAUAGUCCAACGAUAUGAUCCAAUUACGGACAGCUGGCUGGAUGCUAGCGGUAUGAAGUACUGCCGUUGUAACUUUGGAUUAACUGCACUUUGACUAUAAACACACAGACAUGAGGCAGAUGGGGUUCUGGGCAUUGGGGAUAUGAAAGAUUAUUUGUCUUGAAUAAUACAAGAAAAGGGAAGAUCGAGGAUGAGAACUCAAGAACAUGCCAUAUUAAAAGUGCCCAACAUUGCUGAGACCGACUAACUUCAUUGUGAACUGAGGUCUGAUCAAAAGAAAUGAUGAGGAGAAAAUUGGCUGCUGCUCUUGGAUUCAAGCGUGUUUGCCUGCUGACUGUGAAAGAACCAAGCAGAGUUAAGAGUGUAAUUUAAAAUCUUUCUUUUUUUUUCUUUAUUUUUUUGUCUUUAUUUCAUUUACUUGAAGAAUUGUUCUUCAUUAGCUUUUCAUGAUAGGGAGCUUUCCAAUCAAUGGAAUUCAAAGACUUUCAAAGUUUUUCUAUUUAUUCUUAGCAGACUUUUUUUUUUUUUUGCUUUGUAACUUUGUUAUACCCUUAAAUGCUGUUACCUCAGUGGUUCUUGUUUUUACCUUUUUAUUUAUUCUUUAAUUUUUACUCCAAAGGGAGAGUGGAGGUGUUGUAUGGAUUUGGAUGAAAUAAGAAAGUAUUGUCUUUCACUCCUGCGAGUAUGUGAGUUUUUGGAGAAACAAAGGGGGCAAACUGCUUUUCUUUAUUUUUAAGAAACCUGGCUUCACAGUUGGAGCAGAAAAAAAACUUUUUAUAAAAUGUGCUAACUUACAAAGGGCUCUCUUUCUUCUUGUAAAUAAUCAAAAACAACAUAUAGUGCAUUGCCUGUAGAAAUUGUAUGUUUUCGGUUUUAUGGUUGGCAUCUGGGAGAAAGUAAUUCACUUUAGAAUGCAUUGCCCAUCUGUGUUCUGGUUGGCUUUUCUCUUUUUUGUUAGACACAAAAUAUGUAUGACAGGUUUAGUGAGGGUCUAAUCAGGUUGUGGUUAAUCUUAAUGCUAAUGAAAAUGUACAGUUCAGCUGUAAUAUAUAUGUGGCCACUAUAACACAAAUUCCAUAAUAUUUUACAGGAUUUAAUUGUGAAGAUCAGAUUCUUAGCUUAUAGUUACUGUAGAGGGGACUUAUAGGUACAUUGAUGCCAUUUUGGUGCUAUCAUAGUAUUCAGGAUAAUGCUGUUACUGAUGUCUUUGCAGUAGAGCAGUGUGUCUGUGUGCAUGAAUUGUUUUAGUGUUACUGUCUUUUAAAAAAUCAGUGAUGCUUGUGAAUAUAAUUUAACUAUUCUGUGCUUUUUGUUAGUAGGAAAGUUUAAGUUAAACAGUUGAUUUGAGUGAAAUUGUUUUUUUAAGGAAGCAGACUGGCGCCAUGCAAUAAAGCACAGUGCCUUAAAGGGGUCUGUUCAUUUCUGCACUCCUGUGCCUCCCUAGGAUUGACUCUAAUUAGGUUCUGGGUAGGAUAUUAUAAUCUACAUUGUUAUGUCUUCUUUUUUUGAUACAAGUCAUAAUCCUAGGAGUGCAUGUCCACCACGUCUUUCUACACAUUAUCCAGUCAUGCACUAAAAAACAGUUUGUUCUUUCCUAAAACAUUUACUAGAUUUCGUAUUAGAAGGCUUUGUGUUAGUUGAAUCUAAGACGAUUCUGUUAUUUGAUAACAUAUGAAACAUGGAUUUAUUUUUCAUUCACAAGUAUUUUCAUGUUAACUAAAUAGUAGGUUAAUGAGUACAAAAAACAGUUUUAGUAAGUUUUCCCAGUCUUUUCAUAUUGACAGAAAUACACUUAACCCAUGUCCCUAAAUGGACAUAUCAAUAGACCUUUCUCAACUUAAUUUCCACCCCCUCUCUUUGGAAUUACAAAGUGCUUUAAAAUUGCUGUGCCAGAAAUUCCCUUACUAUAAUUACCCACUUACCUAAAUGCAGUAAGAGCAAUGAUUUACUUUAUAAAUGUGCAAAAUUCCCCACUGACUUCAUUUAGUUUGUAAAUGUGAAAAGCUGUCCUUUGGCUGGUAUCAUAGGUUGAAAGUCCCUAAUCAGAAAUUCCAAAAUCCUAAAUGCUUAAAAAUCCAAACUUUCUGACCACCAACAUGAUACCACCCAUUUUACCUCUAAUUUAUUUAUUUACUAACGACUGGGAGCCCUAUGGAAUCUGGCUACAAAUUCUACGUUUGUGAAAUCCAUACUUUCUCUGCAAAGAAUUAUUUGGUUUUUUAAGUCCUUGAAAUGAUUUUAUCAUCAUGGCACUGAUUUGUGCCUAAAGUAGACCGUUUUGACCGAUGUAAUAAAGAGCUUCCUGUUUAAAUGGGGUUGCGAGACGUGAACUCGGCUCAUUGGCGCACCUCAUUUAAUUUUUUCCGGCAAACAAAUUUUCAAAACAAACCGUAUUUUACGACUCUAAUCAGAAUCAGAGUA
Polypterus senegalus (gray bichir) is the source of this 4175-nucleotide messenger RNA. Its product is annotated as kelch-like protein 28. The record is from RefSeq and is a predicted model, not a curated record. The transcript has 5 exons. The coding region runs from base 133 to 1848 and encodes 571 amino acids. NCBI's taxonomy places the organism in Eukaryota, Metazoa, Chordata, Cladistia, Polypteriformes, Polypteridae. Gene Ontology annotation, molecular function: protein binding.